Molecule: messenger RNA, 654 nt
Organism: Trematosphaeria pertusa
Lineage: Eukaryota; Fungi; Ascomycota; Dothideomycetes; Pleosporales; Trematosphaeriaceae
Exons: 1
Source: RefSeq, a predicted model, not a curated record
AUGUCCUACCUUCUCCAAUUCCCAUUGCGCCCUCUGCCUGAGAACGCCCGCUCACCACCUUUCGUCCUCUUCGGCAUUAACGGCGCCGAAAUCUUCGACUCCCUCCCUACCAACAUCUCCCUCGCCCUCGUCCUACACUUCGCCCCCAAGCUACGCACAUGGCUUCUCCCAGCGCCCGACCUCUCCUCCGCGUCCGCCAGCCUAGCCCUCCGCACGCCCUACAUCGGCAUCAACAUCCUCGCCGACAUCGACGUCGAAGGCCUCGCCUGGAUCCUCAGCCGCAUGCUGCAGCUCAGCGGCGCGCCCGUGCUGAAAGAAGCAUGUCUCACACACCCCAGUCUGCUCACCGCGAUCUCCAUCCACCGAGCGUGGACCGCGCUCGAGCUGCCCGCGUCGGGCAUCCAGGCGCUGCACCUGCACAUGGUAACCAAGCUCAUGCUCGGCUUGGCUGUCUGCCCCGCCGAGAUCAAGGCAAUAUGGAAUACCUUUCCUGUCGACUCGCCCAUUACCCGCGAAAUGGGGCUCAACUUCAUCCGCUCGCACAUAAACUACGAGUACACGCAGGCCGAGUUCUCCUCUAUCCGCCAUUGGUACCUCGCCUCGCGGGAGCGCACGCACUUCUUCAAGUCGCUUGAAGCCCGAUUCCCGGAAUUC